Polyodon spathula (Mississippi paddlefish) is the source of this 495-nucleotide messenger RNA. Its product is annotated as transmembrane protein 238-like. The record is from RefSeq and is a predicted model, not a curated record. The coding region runs from base 1 to 495 and encodes 164 amino acids. Lineage: Eukaryota; Metazoa; Chordata; Actinopteri; Acipenseriformes; Polyodontidae. The transcript has a single exon.
AUGGAAGCGAUGGGACUCGGACGCUGUUCCUGUGCCUUUUGGCUAGCGGUCGCCUUUGAUAUCAUGGGACUUGGAAUCCUGCUGAUCGGAGUGUUCGCCAACCUCUUUUUUUAUGAUUUUCUUAUUUACGCCGGAGCCAUUAUCAUAUUCCUUAGCCUGAUCUGGUGGGUGUUUUGGUACACUGGCAACAUUGAGGUGCCACCGCAGGAGUUGGAAGACGAUGUCGGUCUUUUGAAGAAGGACACCGGGGUUGUGGGGCUAGUGAGGAGGCUCUCGAGCCGCUUAACCAACGGUUUCAGGUCAUCGUUCGGAAGGAAUAAACGAAACAAAGGACAGAGGGGCAACCCCCAGACCCAGCGGCCGGCACAAGCGGGUCCAACACAGCAGGCAGUGGUCCUGCCAAUGGCACAGCCUGGUAAUGUGCAUACGGUCUCUGCUGCCGUAGCUACCGAAGUGCCACCGGACCACGCAGCCAUUCAAACAUCAGCCAUAUAA